This is a messenger RNA of Nothobranchius furzeri (turquoise killifish), 2991 nucleotides long. RefSeq names its product Sec23 homolog A, coat complex II component (gene sec23a). Gene Ontology annotation, cellular component: COPII vesicle coat; endoplasmic reticulum exit site. Gene Ontology annotation, molecular function: zinc ion binding; GTPase activator activity. NCBI's taxonomy places the organism in Eukaryota, Metazoa, Chordata, Actinopteri, Cyprinodontiformes, Nothobranchiidae. Gene Ontology annotation, biological process: endoplasmic reticulum to Golgi vesicle-mediated transport; COPII-coated vesicle cargo loading; intracellular protein transport. The record is from RefSeq and is a predicted model, not a curated record.
UUUAGUUCGUGGAACAUGAGCGAACAGUUAGCGAUAAACAAGCAGAGCCAGACAAACGUGGCGACGGUACAGUUCGUAAAGAAGUUCAACAGUUUGUCUUCAUGACGCAGCAUGACUGCAUCUCACGUUAAAGGCUGUGGGCUCACUAGGAGAAGUCUUGUGGUCACGUCCAGCUUUCACCUGACAGAGUGACACCUGUGGCGCACCCACCUGUUCUGUCAUGGCCACCUUCUCAGAAUACAUUGCCCAAAAUGAGGAGCGUGAUGGUGUUCGGUUCAGCUGGAACGUGUGGCCUUCCAGCCGGUUGGAGGCCACCCGAAUGGUGGUACCAGUGGCUUCUCUCCUCACACCGCUGAAGGAGAGAACCGACCUCCCCCCAAUUCAGUAUGAACCAGUUCUCUGCAGCCGAGCCACGUGCCGUGCAGUUCUCAAUCCGCUCUGCCAGGUGGACUACAGAGCCAAGCUGUGGGCAUGUAACUUCUGCUACCAGAGAAACCAGUUCCCUCCAUCCUACGCUGGGAUAUCGGAGGUGAACCAGCCCGCUGAGCUGCUGCCUCAUUUUUCUACUAUUGAGUAUGUUGUCCAGCGGGGCCCUCAGAUGCCACUGGUCUUUCUGUAUUUAGUGGACACAUGCAUGGAGGAUGAGGACCUGCAGGCUCUAAAGGAGUCCCUGCAGAUGUCCUUGUCUCUCUUGCCCCCAACUGCUCUGGUUGGACUCAUUACCUUUGGACGCAUGGUUCAGGUCCAUGAGCUGGGCUGCGAGGGGAUUUCAAAAAGCUACGUCUUUCGGGGGACCAAAGAUUUGAAUGCCAAACAGCUGCAGGAGAUGCUCGGCCUUACUAAAUCUUCUGGUGCUCAGGGACGAGGCCCUCAGACUCCUCAGCAGCCUCUGUCCAACAGGUUUCUCCAGCCUGUGCAGAAGAUCGACAUGAACCUCACAGAUCUUCUGAGUGAGCUUCAGCGAGACCCCUGGCCCGUCACGCAGGGCAAGAGGCCGUUACGCUCUCUGGGGGUAGCCAUGUCCAUCGCAGUGGGACUUCUGGAGUGCACCUUCUCCAACACCGGUGCCCGCAUUAUGACCUUCAUUGGGGGCCCAGCAACUCAAGGGCCAGGCAUGGUGGUGGGGGACGAGUUGAAGACCCCCAUCAGGUCCUGGCAUGACAUUGAGAAAGACAAUGCCAAGUUCAUGAAGAAAGCUACCAAACAUUUUGAGGCUCUCGCCAACAGAGCAUCCACAAACGGUCACAUCAUCGACAUAUACGCCUGUGCUCUCGAUCAGACGGGCCUCCUGGAGAUGAAAUGCUGCCCCAAUUACACAGGAGGGUACAUGGUGAUGGCCGACUCCUUCAACACAUCUCUGUUUAAGCAAACCUUCCAAAGAGUUUUCACCAAAGAUGUACAAGGUUCCUUCAAGAUGGCGUUUGCUGCCACACUGGAGGUCAAGACGUCCAGGGAAAUCAAAGUCUGUGGAGCGAUUGGUCCCUGUGUGUCCCUGAGCACCAAAGGGCCCUGUGUAUCAGAGAACGAAAUUGGGACAGGAGGAACCUGCCAGUGGAAGAUCUGUGGUUUGGAUCCAAGCACCACUCUGGCUCUUUACUUUGAAGUUGUGAACCAGCACAACGCUCCCAUCCCUCAGGGCGGUCGCGGAGCCAUUCAGUUUGUCACUCAGUACCAGCAUUCAUCAGGACAGAGACGCAUCCGGGUCACCACCACUGCCAGGAAUUGGGCCGAUGCCCAGACCCAGAUCCAGACUAUUGCAGCGUCUUUUGACCAGGAGGCAGCAGCCAUUCUGAUGGCAAGGUUGGCCGUGUACCGAGCAGAGACGGAAGAGGGACCGGAUGUCCUCAGGUGGCUGGACAGACAGCUGAUCAGACUGUGUCAGAAGUUUGGAGAUUACCACAAAGAUGAUCCAAACUCCUUCCGAUUCUCUGAGACCUUCUCCCUCUACCCUCAGUUCAUGUUCCACCUGCGGCGCUCUCCGUUCCUGCAGGUGUUCAACAACAGCCCUGAUGAGAGCUCGUACUACAGACACCACUUCAACCGGCAGGACCUGACGCAGGCUCUCAUCAUGAUCCAGCCUGUGCUCUACGCAUACUCCUUCAAUGGACCCCCAGAGCCGGUGCUGUUGGACAGUAGCAGCAUCCUUCCAGACCGAAUCCUGCUGAUGGACACCUUCUUCCAGAUUGUCAUCUACCACGGAGAGACGGUGGCCCAGUGGAGGAAGGCGGGGUACCAGGACAUGCCAGAGUACGAAAACUUCAAGCACCUCCUUCAGGCUCCAGUGGACGAUGCCCAGGAGCUGCUGCACACUCGCUUCCCCAUGCCGAGAUAUAUUGACACGGAGCACGGCGGCAGCCAGGCUCGCUUCUUGCUCUCCAAAGUCAACCCAUCGCAGACCCACAACAACAUGUAUGCCUGGGGUCAGGAGUCUGGAGCUCCCAUCCUCACUGAUGACGUCAGCCUACAGGUGUUUAUGGAUCACCUGAAGAAGCUCGCUGUCUCCAGCGCUGCUUAACUCCCUCUCCUCCUAUACUGUCUACCUGUUUGACCUGCCUGAGGCUCCAUGAACAAGCAUUCUGUCUGUCGUCACCUGUCUGCCUGCAGCAGACAGCACACACAACCAAGUGUUCCUCUCAUGGUUUAAAUCUGCUGCUCUGACGCCGUUCACAGAGAAGCACUCCACGUCUGAUGGAAAAGUUAACAGGAGGCGGAGCUUUAGUGUCACCUGUCUCUGUUUUUAAGGUGUUAAUUCAACCAUCUUGAUAAAUCUUCUCAUGAUGGGAACCAUCUGAGCAGCAAAGUCAGAAAUGCAGUGAACUAUCACAGUUUGUGUUGUUUUCCAGGAAGAAUUUUGAUCGGAAACAUUUUAAUUAUCUGACUGAUAUAAAAACCCUUUGCUCCGUUUCCUGUUUCUCUUUAGUUUGAUUUUGUUGACAAACACUAAACAUUAUUUUGUCUGUUGUUUGAUUCUAUUAAAGCUGUGAGAGCAUG